AUGGCAGGUAGCACGAAUCAUCACAACUCUCCGCUUCGACAAACGCCAACCCCUCAUUUCUCCCGUCCUCGACCAUGCUCUCCCACACACAUUCGUGUUAGCGAUAUCACGGUCGUUGAUGGCAUACCGCCAUACACACAGCAGUGCUUGGAAUUGGACAAUCAUAAGCUGUCUCGCAAAGAAAAAGUAGGAGACGAUCCCCCGUGGCCAAUCGAGCCGCAAUUCUCGAUCGACUUUGGGUUGUUGGAUUCCAAUCAAAGCAACGGCGAGUCAUCAGCCACGUCCCUUCAUCAGGUUCAGAAGCCUCGAGUCACUGUGAAUACCCGCUGUACUGCGAGAACUAUCGAGGGCACUCCCAUCGUGACAUUCAUCUCAACCACGUCUAUCAUUGCGCCACCCACCGAGGCUUCAAGAUCUUCCUCCCCUAUCACCACCACUAGCCAUUUCCGCCCUAUUGACCAGGCUGUGUGCAACAGCGAUGAUCGUAGUGAAGAAAUCGCAUCACCAGCCCAGGAUGAGUACCUUCGCGACAUCGAUAGCUUUCCGGCACCGGCUACAUACACCGUCACAAAUCACGGUCGCCCAUCAUUAGUCAAUUGCAGGAACGGCAGCGGCAGCAGUAGCUGUGACAGCAUGAACACCAUUCGUCAGAGCAAUGCGACUCCCACUGCUGCUUCGACAUCAUCCUUACAAUCAACACUCCAGGAUACCAGCGAUGAUCGCAAAUCGGCGACCAGACCUCCACUCAGCGUACAUUCUAGCCGCGGCCGGAGCAACAGCGAUAUCAGCCUGAUAUGCAGUGCCCAAAGCAGGGGCAAAAUCUUCAACAUUUCCGAACAGCCGACGCCGCCACCGAGGACAAGCAGCAAGAAUCGUACUGGCAUACAUCCUGCAUAUCGCAGAGUGGAGUGGUCGGAUUCUCGGGAAUUCGACUCCCCUUCGCGCUUACAUUUGCAACUUUCUCAUCCCCAUACAACACAUCCGGGUCUCCAACAUCGACGACAUACAUCCGACCUCGAAACGCAACGUCGUCGCAAUCAGGAACCGCUCAGAGGCAUCCUCAAGCCAUCGCGGGAUGCCGACGGGAAUAUUUACAGAUCAACCGCAUCAAAGUCUGAGGAGUCGGAUUUGAACUUGAGCAAGACUCGAAUCAACACCGGCCUCGUAGGGUCAGUGACGAACACUUCAAACUCAUUGACAGAGUCCUCUCCUAUAUCACUAGCAUCUUCGCAUGAUACUUACUCCUCCUUCUAUUCUAUUUAUCGACACGGUCGUCACUCCCACUCGACAUCAUCAAAUACCUCGACUGAUACAACAGCAUCAUCCGCUCCGAGCACAAUCGUCGAGGAAGGCGGCGAAGGCGGCGAUGUCCCCACCAGCCAUGCCCACAAUAGCGGGACUGUCAUAAGCAAUGAGGACCAGCGCAACGGAGGCGACUUUGACAGAAGCGAGUUCUACGGGUUCUACGGCACGCAGCCUGGCUCCAAUGAUCGCUCCUCAAACGGCGGUCGUCGUGUAGUCACCAUCCGUACCAGCAGCGGCGAUGUUGUAGAGAGAGGGCAAAUCAGGAGAAACGAAGCAAAAUCCGAAGACCAGAGCCGAAGUAGCACUCGUCGUCGCAGCUUCAGCAAUAUGAUAACUGGCCAUAAAGAGCCCAAGACGCAUGAUUCAAGCAAGAACGACAAAUCGCCUCGAUCGGUCGUCACCACAGCGUCUUCGACCUCCCCGGUCGCCCCACCUCCCUCACCAACACAGUCUCCCCUACGCACACAGUCCAGAACUAUCAUUCACCUCGUCCCACCGGCCUCGACGCCCCCGAGUUCUCAAGCUCCCCAUCUACCCCCUCUCAACCUCUCGGUCGAAAGUCCUUCACCCGUGAAGAAGAUCCAGAAGAAACUUACCCAGCCACAAUCCUCCUCCCAACGACAACCCAAGUCAAGUAAGAAACCCUUCAUAGCCUCAACUUUCGAUUACAGUACUCUCCUCACUGAAGCCGAGGCCGCACGCUUACGCAGUCGUGGCGUGAACCCGGCAUUGUGGGCGGAGAUGCGGGCGAUGAGGAAGGGUAAAGGUAAAGGUUUCGGGGCUUUGGUCGGAAAUGCCUAUGUCAGCUAG
Dissoconium aciculare CBS 342.82 is the source of this 2115-nucleotide messenger RNA. RefSeq lists its product as uncharacterized. Lineage: Eukaryota; Fungi; Ascomycota; Dothideomycetes; Mycosphaerellales; Dissoconiaceae. The transcript has a single exon. The record is from RefSeq and is a predicted model, not a curated record. Bases 1 to 2115 code for a protein of 704 amino acids.